GCACUGCCAGCUGUCAAACCGCUUUCGCCAGCAAUAAUAAACGUCAUUUUGCAAAUGUUUUGUUUUGAAAACGAGAAUAUUAUUUGCCGCGCAGCGUUUGUGAAAAUACUUUUUAUGCAUACAAUCGCGUAAACUUGAAGAUCUACAAUGCUACCGCUCUCUUUACUCAAAACAGCGCAGAGUCAUCCUAUGUUGGUGGAGCUAAAAAAUGGCGAAACAUACAACGGACACCUGGUGAGCUGUGACACCUGGAUGAACAUUAAUCUGCGGGAGGUCAUCUGCACUUCUAAGGAUGGUGAUAAGUUUUGGCGUAUGCCCGAAUGCUACAUCCGGGGCAGCACGAUCAAGUAUCUCCGCAUCCCGGAUGAGGUAAUUGACAUGGUGAAGGAGGACAUGCAGUCGAAGUCGCGCAGCCGGGCCGAGAUGAACAAGGGUGGAAGGAACCAGAACCAGGGUCGGGGUGGCGGUGGUGGUGCUGGCGGAGGUGGUGGUGGGGGUGGUGGCGGCGGCGGCGGUGGGCGGAACAAUAUGAACGCCAACAAUCGGAACACUUUCGGUGGCAAUCGCGGUGGAAACCGGGCCGGACUGGGGAACCCGAACCGAAACGCACAGAACAAGAAAUAAAAGGCUGACACCGCGCGGAACUGGUGGUUUAGUGGUAAA
This is a messenger RNA of Anopheles stephensi (Asian malaria mosquito), 663 nucleotides long. RefSeq names its product U6 snRNA-associated Sm-like protein LSm4. Lineage: Eukaryota; Metazoa; Arthropoda; Insecta; Diptera; Culicidae. Bases 148 to 624 code for a protein of 158 amino acids. The record is from RefSeq and is a predicted model, not a curated record. Gene Ontology annotation, biological process: spliceosomal snRNP assembly; P-body assembly; nuclear-transcribed mRNA catabolic process. Gene Ontology annotation, molecular function: U6 snRNA binding. Gene Ontology annotation, cellular component: spliceosomal tri-snRNP complex; P-body; U6 snRNP. The transcript is spliced from 4 exons.